GCUGAAGUGUGAGAAGGGGCGCCAUCCUGCUGAAGAAUUUGCCCCCUCUUGUAAUUUGGAAGGUACCGGUAAUGGCCAAUAAGAAUUUAGAGAGAACUAAACAAUGGUGUUGCAUUUGCCAAGGCCCACAGCUUGCAGAAAGGAUGGAUGGUGGAAAAGUGGCGGAAGGUUGAUUUUUCUGAUGAAUCAUUCAUUAAAGCGCAUCCCACUCACCACAAAUACUGCAAAAGACCUUCGGGAACCCGCAGGAACCCAAGAUUCACCCAGAAAAUGGUCGUUUGGUGGAGGAAUAUCAUGGCUUGGGGUUACAUCCAGUGUGGGGGUCAGCAAGAGAUCUGCAGAGUGGAUGGUAACAUCAACAGCCUGAAGUAUCAAAAAAUACAGUACAUGCUGCCCAUUACCUUCCAAAUCACGAGAGGGCAAAUUCUUCAGAAGGAUGGCGCUCCUUCGCGUACUUAAACCUCCACAUCAAAGUUCCCGAUAGUGAAGGUCAAGAUGCAGCCCGCAUUUAAUUUUGUAUUGGUUCGUGACACAUUGUAGAAAUAAAUGUAGCAUAACAUUAUUAACAAUAAGCAAUGCAAAAAAUAAUUAACAAAAAACUGGCAAAAAUGGGAGAAAAAAGGCACAAUGUAAAGAGAAAAAGUUACUAUACUAAGAACUAAUAAUAACACAAAAACUUGUCUUUAAAUAUAUAUAAAAUGUUUAGCCUAACUGCAAAACUUAAAAGCUUAACUUGACUCCCACAUCCUUUGAUUUUUCAUUGUGUGGCCCUCGGUGGAAAAAGUUUGCAGUUGCACUUGAAAUUAUUCAGCCUUCAUUAUAAAUUCGACCUAUUUGCAAAGCAAACUAAAGUUUAAAUAAAUGUAAUUGUAAAUUCCCAAUUUUGAGUGCAACGCUGUUGUUGUUUUUUAGACGAGGUACCGUAGAUCACGUGACAGUUGACACUAGUAUCCAGAGGGGGGCGGUAUUGAUACCAUAAGGUUAUUGUAGCUGCGUCAAAUCAAAGAAGAAGGACGAAACGAUCGCUUCCGGAAGUACUGGGAAAUAAAAGCGCAGCCACAUCAAAAGAAAAAGAACGAUGGCCGUAAUUUUACAUAGUGGUUAAUAUAAUCUACAGUUAUAGGGAGGCUGUGCGGGUCUGAUGGAUGAAGAAACGCGGACGUUGUGUUUACUGGCUUGCUAGCCUGCCCUCGUUUGCUUGUUCCAGGGAUUAGGAUGCCUCUUUCAAGUUGGUGUUGAGCCUCCACUGGUGGAGUAGUACGAACUUAUUUAAGGGAGUCAUGUACGCCAGACGUCUAGAAGAUCGUACAGCUCAAAGGUACAAUCGCCAGCUAUUGUAUCUAUGCAUACUGAGGUGUUUCUUAUGCUGUGGAUUUGCAUUUACAUUUCUAAUAUUUAGCUGCACGAGGAGGGCAGAAUAUGAAAUCCCUCUUAUCAAGUGUAAACAACGUCGUUCAGUGAUAUUCAACAGUGUAAUUCAUUAAAGGGGGAAUGUAUUCAUUUUGUAUUCUUUCAAGGCAAUGAACACAAAGUGCUUUGCAGGGCAGUUAAGAGAUGCAAAGUAGGAAGAGAACAGCAAGCGCGUGAUGGCAGGACCCUUUAUCGACUCCAACAGACUGAAAAGAUAACAUAGAAAUCAAGGUGAUGUUGCAGAGCAGCCAUGAUGCUAAUAAUCUAGUAAAAUGCCCAGUAUCUUGCAAAGCAAGCACUCUGGCAUACAAAUUGUUCUGAUUUAGGUUACUACUAUAACACGUGAUUAAUAAACCCUUUACAAUCUAAACUAACCUUGCUUUGGUGUGCUUCACAUUACAUAGUAAAAUAAAAUGUACAGAAUUUGAAUUGAAUGACCCUCUAUGGUCAUGUCUUAUUAAUUAUCAUAUUUCUCUGGCUAUUGUUUUUCAGUGGGACAGGUGUCUUCUACCAGGCCAUACCUGGGGAGGGAGCUGAUGGAAAGAAGAUCAUGACGCUGAUUCCUGUUCAAUUGGUAAAUGGGAAAUUUGUCCGGAGUCAAAUAAUGAAACCCCAAACGCAUCAUCCAACGUGCAAGUUUAUACCACUAACAGGUGGAGCUGCACCUGUUCCCAGUGGAAGAAAGGCAGCCUUGGCUUCUUUACCCACCCAACAACCAGUCAGCAGGCAGGUCCCCCUUGUGAAUGCCAUACCGGAUGGACUUGGUACAGCAAAUCAAGGACUGGCGCUUGGUAUGCCAUCAAAUUCACGAAGGAUUGUCGUACAGCAGGUGCUCCCCAGAAUCCAGGUGCGAGCAGCUCCGGCUUUUGAACUUGCCUCUGGUGUGACCCGGCAGAUCUUUACACCGUCAGCCAACAUCUUAUCAAGUCCAACCAGUGGGACCAAUGGAUCUUCGAAGACAGCUGUUUGUGAAAGCAGUUCUCGUUCAAAUCAUUCCAAAGCUGAGUCCAACAGCCCGAUGAAGUGGGUGAUUGAAGAGGUUAACUCCAGCGAGUCGUCUUUUGACCGUUCACAUUCAUGUUCCGUUAGCCCCGAGCCUGUCCAAGCAGCGGGAGAGGGCGACAAAAACGUCGGAGUAGUGGAAAGAGUGAAAGCUGUUUCUCCAUCACUCUUGACCAGAAGUGAGAGUGAUCAUCGAAAUGAGUUGGUGAUGUGUGAUGGCAGGGUGUUUUUUGCUGCCAAAAAGUGCAGCUUUUCACUUCCGGCGGGGAGCAAGGAAACCGUUUCGCCCACCGCAGCAGCAAAAGUUUGCCACCGCAAACAAGUCCCGGUAGUCGUUUCAGAGGAGCCACAUGACGUGAUCGACCUUUGCAAUGACGAUAAUGAAGAGGAUUUGUGUCAAAUAACACGAUUGGCCGCUUCUUUGGAUGAAGAUAACGUAAUAUUUGUAUCCUAUAUUCCACCAAAAUCGGAAUCCACCCCGACACAAUGCCUGGUAGCGGAGACACUUGAGAAUGAAACCACAAGGAACCUGGAAAGUGUGACUGAACAUAACAAGACAACCCUCAGUCGUUGUGACACUGGCCAUGAUCAGCUAACACGUGAAAGCCCAAACACAACAAGGGUUGAAGCAGUAACAGACAACAAGAAGGACUCGGUCAUAAACGGUCAACAUAGCACUGAACAACAGUCUGACAACUUGCAGCUUUCUUUAGAAAUGAAGAGUUUGUCAGAUUCCAGUCUUUCAGACCACAACGAAGGAGAAGCCGCACAUCAAAUAAAGAUGUCUACAACUGCGCUGACAGUUUGCAGAUCAUCUCCCACAAACCAAAUGACUGACCACCAAUUCAGGAAAAUCUUUGGGAUUAUAGCUGAUGUGAAAAUUUGCCUGCAGAGGAUUGAUGCAGCAUCCUCUGAGGGUGGACCCAAAGAGCCUGUACAGAAGAGGUCAUCACGGGAUAUUAAGGAAACCAGAAACCCGCUGAAAGAGAAGAAACUUCACUCGCAGCACCGAUACAAUGCAAAGGGCUCUGAAAGCACCAGCGUUAAAAAAGCGAAACUUUCAGAUGACGAUAAUUUGCCAGGAGUUAUUGUUACUUUAAGUCCUCACACGCAUGAUCGAGACACAGACCCAGUGGUUGGCUACGUGGAGCCAAUAGAUGACCAUGAUGAUCUCUUCAGCAUAGAUGAAAAUAACACUCCUGACUCUCCGGACUCCGAAAUCCAGACCCUCAAUAGUAUUCAUACAAAUACAAGUAGAAUGGGAAGGGCCAGGAAGCGCACAAUGUGUCCAUGUUGUGUCCCAGGUAGUCCGGGUCGGACGGCAAAGUCCAGCCUGAGGGUAGAGGAGCAAGAGAGGAGGACAUGGUCAAAGGACCACACGAGUAAAAGGGGUGGACGUCAGCAAAAAUUCAAAUCAAACAAAAGAAUGUAAGACCCAUGGACUCGCAUAAACAGGAAAAUGAAACGAAAAAGUGGAAACGGGAGCAUAAUCCACCAACGGAUCAUUUGGAAUUCCAAGUGCACCAGCGCUGCAUUAUUUAUUGUUUUCUUGGAAAUAUACUCUACAUAAGUCCGACACUGACCUCAACUUUGCACAAACACUCCUCGUGUGAGACAAUUACUGUACAAUCACAAAAAUAAACGUUUAGGUUUAACGUUAGCUGUUGUCAGUAUUUCUGCCCUAAACCCACAUCACAUUUGUGGGAUAUUCCCUUUUGCUACUGAACAGUACAUUAAUACAUGUCUGGACUAUACCAUAUUUUUUAUAUUCAGUGGUACCUUUUGUUGCAAAAGGUCCACAAUAACUGAAACGUAUGAAUACCCAAGCAAUUUUUCCUGUAAGAAAUAACGUAAAGCCAUUUAGUCAGUUCCUGGCACCCAAAAUAUUACCAAAAAAUAAAUUUUCUUGAGAAUAAUUAGAAUUUAACAUGCAGAAAACAAUGCAAAAAUAAUUAUAAAUAAUGAAUAAAUUGAUCAAAUGAACAUUCAACAUUGCUUUCAGAGGAGGGGAUCCACACCAACAGCUGCUCAACAUCUUGGACGCUAACACCCAUAAACCCUUCCGCAACGUUAGCUUCUUUGAUGUCUUCAUUCUUCACCAAGAUGGAACUUGUUGUGGCAAACGGACGUGUUUGUGUAACAUUCUCAUUUAUGUUUGCCAAAUGAAUGUGCCUUACAGGAUACCGUACUAUUGUGUCAACAAAGGUUGCUGUUGGGUUUGUGAUCCAGUAGGACUGAAUGAAGAAGCAAUGCUGGGAGUCGUUCAUCCACAUCUUAUUAAUACUACAAGAUGGGUAAAAUACAACAAUUACAGUUACAAGCAAUAUUGCACGGAACCAAUUUUGGAGACAUUUUUUUUGUCGAAAACUGGAUUGUAGAAAACCUGAGGCAUUCAAAGACCAACGUUUAACUAAUUGUGCAGGUAUUCGUAAAGGUGUAUUUAUAAAGGUAAAUGUAUAAUUUGUAUCUAUUUUGGCUGUCUGUUUUCUUGUUCUAAUACAUGGGUGGGCAAACUGCGGCCCGCAGGCCACAUCAGGCUCGCCAAGCAUCAAUCCGGUCCACCGGGCAUUUCCAAAUUCUUUUUUUGUAAACUGUUAACAUGGAAACUGAAGCCGGCAUCAUGACUUGCAGUGCUACUGUGGCAUGCUUGAGUCGCCAAAAUAGUCAGAUGCAAUCUGUAGCUUGUGCAAAAAAAGCGAUCCAAGCGACACAUCAACACGCACAAAGUAAUAAAAAUAAAAGUAAUCUGCUGCACAGUGUGGGCAUACAAAUAAAUAAAUAUGCACAAUACCCAUGCCACAAACAAAACACCCAUAUAUUCCCGCCACAAGGUAUGCUGGGUAGCUUGUGAUACUCUUUCUCCCAACGUUUUAUCGUGGCAGAGAAGUAAACAAGAAGGCUUUAACAUAUUGAUAGCCAAUGUUUAAUUGCUCAUAGUUCAUAUUGUUGCCACUGGACUACCCAGCAUGCCUUGCG
Molecule: messenger RNA, 5388 nt
Organism: Dunckerocampus dactyliophorus (ringed pipefish)
Lineage: Eukaryota; Metazoa; Chordata; Actinopteri; Syngnathiformes; Syngnathidae
Gene: lrif1
Product: ligand dependent nuclear receptor interacting factor 1
Exons: 3
Coding region: 1844-3844 (666 amino acids)
Biological process (GO): regulation of DNA-templated transcription
Molecular function (GO): nuclear retinoic acid receptor binding
Source: RefSeq, a predicted model, not a curated record